Molecule: messenger RNA, 696 nt
Organism: Dermatophagoides pteronyssinus (European house dust mite)
Lineage: Eukaryota; Metazoa; Arthropoda; Arachnida; Sarcoptiformes; Pyroglyphidae
Source: RefSeq, a predicted model, not a curated record
AUCAUCAUCAAAUGAAUCUAAUAAUCAACAACAACAACAACAAUCAUCAUUAUUAUUGAAAAAUGGUUAUAUUGUAGCAUCGAAUGAAAUGUGUUUUUUUUGUUUUGAUGUAUUAUAUGCACAUCUUUAUCAGAAAACAUCACCUGGACGUCCAAAUUUUGCAAAUAAUUCUUAUCCAUUAUUUGUAACAUGGAAAAUUGGUAAUGAUCGUCGUUUACGUGGAUGUAUAGGUACAUUUAAUUCAAUACCAUUACAUUCUGGUUUACGUGAUUAUGCCUUAACAAGUGCCCUACGUGAUCAUCGUUUUGAUCCAAUUACAAAAGAUGAAUUAACAAAUCUACAUGUUAGUGUAUCGGUUUUAAUAAAUUUUGAACAAGCCAUUGAUUAUAAAGAUUGGAUUAUCGGUAUACAUGGUAUACGUAUUGAAUUUCGUUUGGAUAGUGGUUCAAAACGUACGGCAACAUUUUUACCUGAAGUUGCAUCCGAACAAAAUUGGAAUCAUUCACAAACAAUCGAUGCAUUAUUACGUAAAGGUGGUUUUCGUGGUCAGAUUUCUGAACAAGUGCGUAAAGAUGUACGUUUAACACGUUAUCAAUCGGAAAAGAUUACUAUUUCAUAUCAAGAUUAUUAUAAUAAUUUUAUGGCCAAUAAUAAUAAUAUAAGCAUCAAUAAUUGAUUAAGCCAUUCAAAAAAAAA